AUGCUCUCCGAUAUUGCAGCCUCCUUCCGCGCGCCUCUGCGUUCGCUGCACUCGACGUCUGUCUCGUCCGAGGCUGCCGCCUCGUCCUCGAAGGCGCCGUUCGGCUCGCUCCCCCCUCCCCUCCCUGCUUCGGGCUCCAAGCCCCCUCUCCCCACCUCGACAGCCGAGGCCGUCAAGCUGCUCAAGGCGCAGACCACGCCCAACAGCGGUAUCUACUGCACCGCGCGCUUGCAUUCGCGGACCUACCUCCUCCACCCGAAGGACAUUCUGACGGUGCCGACGCUGAAGCCGCGCCUGGAGCCCGGGACAAUCCUGAACAUCACGCGCAUGCUCGAGGUCGGGUCGCGCGACUUUGCGAUCCGCUCCCCCGCCGCAGACGGCAGGCAGCUGCGCAAGGCCCUUCCCCACGGCGUCGUUGGCGACUUUGAGACGAUCCCCCCCGAAGUGGCUACUUGCACGCUCACCGUGCUUGAGAACACCAAGAGCCCCCUCACCCGCACCACGCUCAGCAAGAGGAGGAAGGGAUACAAGAAGACCAUCGAGAACAAGCAGGGCUGGACGCGUCUCCGCGUCGGAGACAUCGUCCUUGGAGGUCAGUAG
Molecule: messenger RNA, 600 nt
Organism: Trichosporon asahii var. asahii CBS 2479
Lineage: Eukaryota; Fungi; Basidiomycota; Tremellomycetes; Trichosporonales; Trichosporonaceae
Exons: 2
Coding region: 1-600 (199 amino acids)
Cellular component (GO): ribosome; mitochondrial large ribosomal subunit
Molecular function (GO): structural constituent of ribosome
Source: RefSeq, a predicted model, not a curated record